UUCUGGGCCUCUCCGUAGUGACCAUGGCCUUUCCGCCCUUCUUCGCUCCGGCUCGUCCAGGUCCGCCGCCCCCGCAGCCACCACCUCCCGCUCCUUUCGGCUGUCCACCACCCCCGCUGCCCUCCUCGGCUUUCCCGCCGCCUCUUCCCCAGCGGCCCGGCCCUUUUCCGGGCCCCCCCGCCCCCUUUCUUCAGCCGCCUUUGGCUCUGCAGCCCCGGGCUCCCGCGGAACUCUCACGUAGUAGUGGUGGCGGCGGCGGUGGUGGCGCCUUCUACCCGGUGCCACCACCACCGCUGCCUCCGCCGCCACCCCAGUGCCGACCCUUUCCAGGGUCCGACAUUUGCGAGCGCCCACAGCCGCCGCCUCCGGGUCCGCCCUGGAACCCGCGCUGGCCUGAGGCUCCCUCACCGCCCGACGCGCUCGGGGAUGCAGCCCUGCAGCGUCUGCGCGACCGGCAGUGGCUAGAGGCUGUAUUCGGGGCCCCGAGGCAGGCUGGCUGUCCGGCGCCCCCCCGCGCGCCCGCCGGGCCCAGCCUCGGCGAGGUUCGCGCGCGGUUUCGCGGGGCUCUACGCCUAGUGCGGCGGCUGCGAGACCUGAGCAGGGCCAUGCGCGAUGCCGAGGCGGACGGGGAGACCUGGACCCUGCUGCACGCGCAGGCCGUGCCGUUGCGUGCAGAACUAGCUGCAAGUCUACAGCCAUUGACCCAGGCUGCUUAUGUGGGCGAAGUACGGCGGAGGCUAGAGCGGGUCCGGCGACGGCGGCUGCGGCUUCGGGAGCGGGCCCGGGAACGCGAGGCCGAGCGGGAGGCGGAAGCUGCGCGGGCCGUGGAGCGGGAGCAGGAGAUUGACCGCUGGAGGGUCAAGUGCGUGCAGGAGGUGGAAGAGAAGCAGCGGGAGCAGGAACUCAAAGCUGCUGCCGAUGGCGUCUUAUCUGAAGUGAGAAAAAAGCAAGCAGAUACAAAAAGAAUGGUAGACCUUCUACGGGCCUUGGAGAAAUUGAGGAAGCUAAGGAAAGAGGCUGCAGCGAGGAAAGGAGUCUCCCCUCCAGCCUCAGCAGAUGAGGCUUUUGAACAUCAUCUGCAGCGACUGAGGAAACUCAUUAAAAAACGCUCUGAACUGUAUGAAGCUGAAGAGAGAGCCCUCCAAGUUAUGCUGGAAGGAGAACAAGAAGAAGAGAGGAAGAGAGAAUUGGAAAAGAAACAAAGGAAAGAAAAGGAGAAACUUUUACUUCAGAAGCGUGAAAUUGAGUCCAAGUUAUUUGGGGAUGCAGAUGAGUUCCCACUUGCUCACCUCUUGCAGCCUUUUCGACAGUAUUACCUCCAAGCUGAACACUCCCUGCCUGCACUCAUCCAAAUAAGGCAUGAUUGGGAUCAGUACCUGGUGCCAUCUGAUCAUCCCAAAGGCAGCUCUGUUCCCCAAGGAUGGGUCCUUCCUCCGCUCCCCAGCAACGACAUCUGGGCAACUGCCCUUAAGCUGCAAUAG
This is a messenger RNA of Elephantulus edwardii (Cape elephant shrew), 1481 nucleotides long. It is a transcript of the gene PDCD7, whose product is annotated as programmed cell death 7. NCBI's taxonomy places the organism in Eukaryota, Metazoa, Chordata, Mammalia, Macroscelidea, Macroscelididae. The record is from RefSeq and is a predicted model, not a curated record. Bases 24 to 1481 code for a protein of 485 amino acids. The transcript has 5 exons.